Zonotrichia leucophrys gambelii is the source of this 2106-nucleotide messenger RNA. RefSeq names its product steroid 5 alpha-reductase 3 (gene SRD5A3). NCBI's taxonomy places the organism in Eukaryota, Metazoa, Chordata, Aves, Passeriformes, Passerellidae. Gene Ontology annotation, molecular function: 3-oxo-5-alpha-steroid 4-dehydrogenase activity. The transcript has 5 exons. Bases 70 to 1008 code for a protein of 312 amino acids. Gene Ontology annotation, cellular component: endoplasmic reticulum. Gene Ontology annotation, biological process: dolichol-linked oligosaccharide biosynthetic process; polyprenol catabolic process. The record is from RefSeq and is a predicted model, not a curated record.
CGAAACGGGGCGGAACGGGCCCGGGCAGGGCCAGGCCGGGCCGGGUCGGGGCGGAGCGGGUCCGGGGCGAUGCUGGCGGCGCUGGCCGCCGCCUGGUCCCUGCUGGCCGCCUCCUUCCUGGCGGCGCUGCUGCUGCUCCGGCGGGCUCCGGCGCCGCGGCCCGGCCGCGCUGGCCUGGUAAUCGCCGGCCUCUUCCAGGACCUCAUUCGCUACGGGAAGACGAAGCGCGGGUGCGGGCAGCUCCCGGGCUGGCUGCGGCUCCUGCAGGUGCCCAAGAGGUGGUUCACUCACUUUUAUGUGGUUUCUGUGCUGUGGAAUGGUUUCCUGCUGAUCUCUCUUUUCCGAGCUGAGUUCCUUGGAGAGUCACUCCCAUCAUGGAUUCAGGACAUGCACCAUGCUCUUGGCAGAGAUUCUCAGAGCAAAGACACAGAUAGUGAGCACUUCUCUGCACUCCUGGUUCUCUUGCUCCUUUGGCUGCAUAGCUGUCGAAGGCUUGCAGAAUGCCUCUGGACCAGCGUGUUUUCCAGUGGUGUCAUUCAUAUUGUGCAGUACUGCUUUGGACUUGGUUACUACAUUGCUGUCGGCUCAACUGUGCUGUGUCAAGUGCCUACUAAUGUCAGGAAUGGAAAAAAGCUUUCUGUGCAGAUCUGCUGGUAUCACAUCAUAGGAGUUAUGGUGUACAUUUGGGCCUCUCUUCACCAACACAGAUGCCUUGCAAUUCUAGCUAAUCUUAGAAAAAGCAGAUCAGGAAAGGUUGUAAGCCUGAGCCACAGUGUACCUUUUGGAGACUGGUUUGAGAGCGUCUCUUGCCCUCAUUAUUUUGCAGAGCUCCUCAUAUAUGUUUCUAUGGCCAUCACACUUGGAAUGCACAAUGUGACAUGGUGGUGUGUAGUGAUGUAUGUUCUUUUUAACCAGGCACUGGCUGCUGUUUUGUGUCAUGAGUUUUAUCAGAAAAACUUUAGCUCAUACCCAAAGCAUCGAAAAGCAUUUAUACCACUUGUUUUUUAGAUAAUUUUUUCUAAAGUAUUUUCAUGCAAACUGGGAAUAUAAGAGAUUAAUGGUUUAUUAAAACCAAGGUAAAGUCACACACUUUCUCUAAUUCUACCUCAAAAGCCCAUAAUUUUAAUGAUUAUCUCUUCCAAGUGACCAAUUUCUGAGGAAAUGUAAGGUCUCUGCAUAUCAUGCAAGCUAAAAAAGGUUUAUAAAGACCUUAAUUCAAAGUGGAGAGAUGCUAAUUGUGUCUUUUCUCUUUUAUAGUUACAUCUUAUGCAUAAAACACUUGCUGUUGUGCAGCAAGUCCAAAUUCAUAUUUGUGAAAACUAUUGAAAGGAGGAAAUAAUUUGAACUACUGUAUUUUAUGUCUUGACUAAUAUUUAAGCAUAUUUCUUUCCAAGUCUCUUUUCUUUGAAUCACUUCAGAGGGAGGCAAAUUGUGUAUCUUUCUGUGCUUCCCUGGUGACAAUGAAAACCAGCCACUGCUUUACAACUGGAAGCACAAAAAGCAAUGGAGAAAGCUGUGGUGGAGGAGUGACUCAUGCUCAGCAGUGGAGAUAAACAGACCCAUUUGCUGCAUUAUCUCUUCUGCACCAAAGUGGUUUUGUUCAUUGAUGAAGACUGCUUUGUCCCUAAACUGGGAAAAUAGUGGAAGGUCCUCUGACUAAAAAGAUGGUAGAAGAAAAAUUGCAGAAAAUUAAUGUUCUUUGUUGUGGUUCUGUUGUCUUUAUAGUGGGUUUUUGGAGUCCCUUGUGUGUUAGGGGGGACAGCUGUGCAGAAUGACCAUAACCACAACUACACUGGUUUCUAAACAGAUAUAAUGAACUGCCAGGGCAGAGCACACACAGAAAACAGUACCUAACAAACAUUGCAGAGAAAUUCUUCACUGGGGAGAUAAUGUAACUUAGCACAGGGAUGUUUUUUGCACUUAACUAUUGAAUAUUUUGGUCCUUCUCAUGACACUGGUGUGAAUGAUCCCUUUGUGUGAUGAACUGAUAUGGGUGCUGGUGUUUCAGCAUGUUGUCUACUUACAUGCACACCUUAUUUUGUACAUAAGAAGUAUUUUUAUACAAUGAAGAAUAUCUUAUCAAUUAAAAGUUUAUUAUACUCUGUU